This is a messenger RNA of Microthlaspi erraticum, 639 nucleotides long. Lineage: Eukaryota; Viridiplantae; Streptophyta; Magnoliopsida; Brassicales; Brassicaceae. The record is from the annotation of a GenBank genome assembly.
AUGGUCUACCAAAAUGGUCUACCAUGGUCUACCAUAAUGGUCUACCAAAAGGUCUUACUAUCAGCGAGCCAUUCCGUCUGCGUGACCAAUUCCUGCCACCAGUUAGUGGAGGUGGAGUUUGAACUUCAAAUCGGGCCGCUGGAUAGAAAACAUAAAAAUCACAAUUGCCGUGCAAGUCUGUCCUUAUCCACAGGCUCGUUGGGAUCAUAUCCAUAUCCAAGCCGUGGCUUGUUAGGAAUGAUUCCCUUCACUGUGCUAUCUCCUAUAAACGGAGACCUUGUGAUGCGGCCAGCUGUCGCUGUCUCUGUACGUUUGCACGUGCAAUAUCUAUUGUUGCUUGUUGUUUUAAUGCCAUCCUCUGUGCCUCUUCCACUUCCUCAGCUUUUGUUGGUGUAUACUCCUUACGAAAACCAGGAGUGGCAGCCUUCUCGGUGGAGUUUAUCGCCAACCUUCUCCUCGGAUGCAGCCUCCUCCUCCUCUUCACCUGACACUCAUCCUUCAGUUGAGGCGUCUGAAACGGUUCCGAGGUUUGUCCUUCUUGGGAGUGGCAGCCUUCUCCUCGGCUCUAGCAUCCAUCUUCACCAGACGGCUCGUUCUUCUCAUUCUUCUCAGGUUCCCAGUUCUGUUUGGACGCCUUGA